Molecule: messenger RNA, 1753 nt
Organism: Planococcus citri (citrus mealybug)
Lineage: Eukaryota; Metazoa; Arthropoda; Insecta; Hemiptera; Pseudococcidae
Product: facilitated trehalose transporter Tret1-like
Exons: 4
Coding region: 157-1575 (472 amino acids)
Biological process (GO): transmembrane transport
Cellular component (GO): membrane
Molecular function (GO): transmembrane transporter activity
Source: RefSeq, a predicted model, not a curated record
UACACUAAUGCAUGUGUAGGUUGAGUAACCCGUACCUUCCUAAUUAAGCUGCAUGAUAAGUAAUUUGAAAAAAACUUGGAAAGAUUUGAAUAUUUAGUAACUUAUACUCAUACGUACCCCGUGUUGUUUGAAUUGAUGGCUGCUACGAUUUAAAAUAUGAUUCGAUCUAAUGGCUUGGUUAGCGAAGUGGUUUACACAAUCAUAGUGCUUCCAGUUUAUUUAUUUAUAGGAAUUUCUGGAAGUUACGUGGUGUUUUUGUUACCUCAAUUGGAUCUUCCAGGCUCUAAUAUUCAUCUUAAUGACGAUCAAAAGUCAUGGAUUGCGAGCUCAAUACAACUGUUAUCCUAUUUUGGCUGUCUUUUCUCCGGAACAAUCCAGGACUUAUUUGGAAGAAAAGUGUACUUCUUCCUUGUAUUCAUACCUCAAAUAAUUUCAUGGAUUGUUGUGGCUUUAGCGACCAACUACGAUACAAUGCUUUGGGGAAUGGUUAUCCAAGGAAUUAGCUUAGGAAUGAGUUUCACUGCAAGUACCUACUUAUCAGAAAUCGCUCUAACAGCGCACAGAGGAGCUAUUCUAGGUUCCUUACCAAUAACUUACAAUUUGGGUGCAAUGGUAUGCAACUCAUUGAUGUACUACGUUUCAUGGAACAUCGCAGCGUGGAUCUUUGCAAUCACUUCGGCGAUGUCAAUGUUUCUCUUGUUAUUUAUACCUGAAUCUCCAAUAUGGUUGUACAAUAAGGGUAAAAAAGAGCGCGCCAUUCGAACUCUUUGCUCGCUUCGCGUCUCAGACAUUCAUAAAGUACAAGGCGAAAUAGACGAUAUGCAAAAAUCCAUCGACGGCAAACCGAAACUUACCUUAACGAGAGUUUUAAUAGAAAUUCUGAAAAGUUGGAAACCUCUUCUUAUUGUAGUUGUUUUACAAUCCCUAAUGCAAAACACCGGUUAUACGAUAUUAUUCAGCUAUACAAUUCUGGUCUUCGAACGAUUACAACUACCAAGCCUAGAGGGAGGCAAAUUCGCCAUCGUUUUCGCCUUGUCUGGUGUCAUUGGUUCGAUAUGUACGCCUUUUUUGAUGUACAAAUUGACUCGUAAGACUCAAUUGAUACUAUCAUCGCUCGUUAUGGCAAUAUGUAUAAUCGCAGUUGUAGUAUACGAGGAAAUUUUCCUCCACGCGAGUAAUAAGCCGUUUCCAUACGUCGUACCUGCAGCACUGUAUGUGUUUUCAUUCGCUUGUAACGCUGGUGCAAUGCCAAUAGCGUACACAAUCGGAGCUGAAAUUUUCCCAGGUGAAGUUCGAGGAACAAUCAACGGAAUUUUUGGAGUUAUAUGGCAUAUAAAUUGGACCCUUAUUGUGAAAUUUUAUCCCAUGGUGGUUAAUAUUUUCGGUAUAAAAAUAAUUCUAUGGGCUUGCGCUGUGUUUUGUCUGACUAUCAUCUUAUUUGGUAUAUGGUUCUUACCGGAAACCAAAGGUAAGACAUUGAAUCAAGUACAAGAGCAAUAUUUUAAAAGUAAGAAGAAAACAAAUCCGGAUAAUGUUGAUUCUGGCCAUUCUCUUAGGCGUGAUGUGAACCUUUAAUAAAUUAAGAGUCAUGUUUUAUACUUACUUAAUUAUGUUCAUAUUUUUAUGAUUAAAAACAUUUGUAAUUCUAUUUCAAGUUUUCCUCGUGUGCAUUGUUUCUUUCUCCUAUUGAAAAUAUUUUUCCAAAAUUCUGUGAUUUUUAAAAACAUUGGAAUAAAUUGAAAUAAGUCCUUGA